Bradysia coprophila is the source of this 3043-nucleotide messenger RNA. Its product is annotated as WD repeat-containing protein 36. Gene Ontology annotation, biological process: rRNA processing. Gene Ontology annotation, molecular function: protein binding. Lineage: Eukaryota; Metazoa; Arthropoda; Insecta; Diptera; Sciaridae. Gene Ontology annotation, cellular component: Pwp2p-containing subcomplex of 90S preribosome; small-subunit processome. The record is from RefSeq and is a predicted model, not a curated record.
GCGUUCGGUUUGACAGCUACGAUAUUGUUUUCUUUUUCAUAAGACCUGGGUUAUAGUUUUCAUCGGUGCGGUGAAUUGAAAUAUUAUUUUGAUUAGAAAACAUAGAAAAUAUGUCAGGCAGUAGACUGUUCCGGCGGAAUCGAGCGCUCGGUUUCGUUACCAACCAUGUACCGGCCUGUAUUCGAUACAUUCGCCGAAGGAAAGAAAAUGUGAUUGUGACCUGCAUCGGUCGGCUAUUCCACACGUACAGUUGUGAUCAUUUCCGUUUAAUCUGUGUGUCCGGCAUUCAUCCGGAGGAUAUAACAUGCAUAGCAUCGGAUAAUUAUGUCGUGUACGCUGCUAGUGCUAAGAACAUUUACGCUUGGCGAUCGGGAAAUGUUAUCAAACAUGUGUACAAAGGCCACCGCAGCAACGUUCACUUGAUGCUACCAUUCGGAGCACAUCUUGUGUCGAUUGAUGAGGACAGUAAUUUGAAGGUUUGGAACAUUAAAUUGGCCGACGAAUACUUGGAUCUGCCGUUCAAAAAUGACGAAUUCAAAAUAUCGGCCGUGAUGCAUCCACCAACGUAUUUGAACAAAAUCUUACUGGGAAGCGAACAAGGUGGCCUGCAAUUGUGGAAUAUCAAAGACUGUCGCCUGGUGCAUACGUUCGAGAGUUAUGGCAACAAAAUCACAUGCCUCGAAGCAGCGCCAGCUGUGGACGUGGCUGCUAUCGGCCUAAUCACCGGACGAAUUGUGCUGCUCAAUCUGAAGUUCGGCAAACAACUGAUGGAAUUCAAUCAGGAAUGGGGAGCAGUCACAGGCAUAACAUUCCGAACGGACGGUCAGUCGAUAAUGGCAACGUCAAGUACAAAUGGGAAAAUUGUAUUUUGGAAUUUGGAUGAAAUGAAGGUUACGAGCCAACUUUUGGCACACCAUAAAUCGGUGACGACGCUCAAGUGUUUGUCCAAUGAGCCACUUGUAUUUACCACAUCACCCGACAAUACAAUGAAACUGUGGAUAUUUGACAUGCCAGACGGCGGAGCUAGACUGCUUAGAGUCAGGGAAGGACAUUCAGCACCUCCGCAAUUCGUUCGCUACCACGGAAUCAACGGACAGAACAUUUUGUCAGCAGGAGAAGACUCGUCGUUGCGCAUUUUCAAUACAAUGACCGAAACACUCAACAAAAGUAUGGGACGAGCGAGUUACAAUCGUAAAGCAUCGAAAAGGAAAAAUAAAUUCGAAGAAGAUUCGCUGCUGAUGCCACCAAUAACAUUCUUUGCCAGCGAAACGACUAGAGAUAAAGAAUGGGACAGUAUAGCGGCUGUGCAUAGUGGCCUAGUGAUGACAACAACUUGGUCAUUUGACAAAUGCCGAAUGGGAGACUUGAAAAUUGUACCCGAAAAGUUUCAUAACAAAAAUCGGACCGAUUUUGAAUCGGAAGCGGUGUGUCUGUGUUUGACGCAAUGCGGAAACUUCGUUGUAAUUGGAUAUUCGUCUGGUGACGCUGAACGCUUUAACAUGCAAUCGGGGAUACAUCGUGCAACGUAUGGUAAUCCAGCACACAGCAGUGCCGUACGAGGAGUGCAUUGUGACAAUCUGAAUCAGUACGUAAUAACCGGAGGCAGCGAUGGAUUGGUUAAAUUCUGGAAUUUCAAAGAAUCGAAUACUGUGUCCGGUGUGCUGGACAUGAACGACGGCGUUCGAAUGUUUCGAUCACACCGCGAGAGUGCUAUGCUGUGCGUGGUGCUGGAAGAAUUCUCCAUUGCCAUUGUUGAUUGUGACACUAAAAUAGUGGUUCGUAAGUUUGAAGGUCACACCGGACCGAUUACCGAUGCAUGCUUCAGUCCGGAUAGUCGAUGGUUAUUGACAUCGUCAAUGGAUUGUACAAUCAAAGUCUGGGACAUUCCGUCGUCUUAUUUGAUCGACCAUUUUAAGCUGGAAACAGCGUGCAUCUCUUUGACAAUGUCACCGACUGGCGAUUUCUUAGCAACAGCUCACGUUAACUAUCUGGGACUGUUCAUUUGGGCCAACAAAACCUUGUUCAGUCACGUAUCGUUGCGCUCAAUCGAUCCUCACUCAGAAGCCCCACUCUUAGAACUACCAUCGACCGAAUCGAGUGAUGGAAAGUUGCCAGAAAUCGAAGAACUGUCGCUGGACGGAGAAAAAUUGGACAUGGAUUAUGACUCACCGUUGCAGUUGGACAGUGAUUUAGUGACCAUGUCGACUGUGGCUUUAUCGAAAUGGCAAAAUUUGCUCGAUUUGGAUCUCGUAAAAAAGCGCAACAAACCGAAAGAUCCACCAAAAACCCCGAAACAAGCACCAUUCUUUCUACCAACCGUUGCCGGUCUGGAUUUGAAAUUCGAUGUGCCCAACGAAGUGAACGACGGCAAGACGAAAUUGCUGAUGCCGGACAAUUUUCACAAUUUGACGAUAUUCGGCAAAAAACUGGAGGCGUCCAUCGAAUCGGGUAACUAUCAGGAAAGCGUCGACCAUUUAAUGAAUCUGGGUCCGUCGAUGAUAGACUUUGAGGUGAAAUCCAUACAUCCGGAUGGUGGUGGUUCCAUUGGAGUUAUGCUUCAGUUUAUGAAAAUGAUCGAGUACAUGUUCAACACGAAUGUGAACUUUGAAUUGGCACAGACAUUUCUGGGCAUAUUUCUGAAAUGUCACGGCCGGACAGUAGCUGAGACGAGUGAAUUGAAGGCAGAGUUGAACGAAUUGCAGGAAGCUCAAUCCAAGGGCUGGUCGACGUUGGAGGAUAAGCUAUUGUAUGGACUUGGUGUUGUAGCCAGUUUACGGAAUUUUUCAAAUUAAAACAGAGGUGCGUUUGGUACGAAAAUUUUUGUAUUUUUUUUGCUUCAAAAAAGCGCUUCCUUUUUCAUCGCAAAACAUUUCUCCUUCUUCUCUUUUCGUAACAAAAAUAAAUAGAAAAGAAAUUUGCCCGGAAUCAUAUUGUGUAUCACCAAAAUCACUCGAAUUGUAAACUCUGACGAUAGUCUUGAUUCAAGGAAAGAACGGCAAAACAUGCACACGCACUAAUACUCACUUAAACGUAAAAUUCUCAG